CUGAUAAUUGACACGUUUCAGACUCGUAGGUAAUAAACUUCUAGGCAAUUGUAUUUAAUAUAAGUUUUAAAUGUCCGGAUGCAGCUUCCAAAACUGAAUAUGAACAGCGUGUCGUGCAACAAAGAAAUGAAGGCAGAGCGUCAAAGCAAAGCGAUACAAAAUCUCUUCGAUCAAUAUCAGCAAGGAAGAGGAAAGAAACCGACUCUGUCAUCAGUCUUAUUUCAACCUUCUACUUCCAGAAACAAGUCUCGUCCAAACAGCGGUACAGUCAACAUCGGGAAGCAAGCUUCCAAGUUUUACUUUAUAACUGGAAUCAUUCUGAUGAUGUUGAACCUGCCUCAAACAACACCUAAAGAAAUUCAUCAAUUCAUGUGUAAAUACAUGCAGUAUAGGGAACGAUGCGAAAAAAGCUUAAACGAAACGUUAAAAAACUUUGAAAACCAAACGUUUUGUCCUGGUAUUUUUGAUGGUUAUAUAUGUUGGCCUCAUACUCCAGCUGGACAGUUAUUAACUGAACCUUGUCCUUCCUAUAUUGAAUGGAAAAAUGAAUCGCUUGUUGCGUAUCGAUUUUGUGAAUUCGAUGGUUCUUGGAUGGUUCGAAAUGACACAGGACAAAGUGUUCAGUGGGUGAACAGAAUACAAUGUGAUGUGGCAACAAAUGGACUUCAAUACGAGCUUGGACCACUUGAGGGGGGACCACAGAACAAAGAUAUUAUCGACAUUGUAACAAAGAUAUACACGGCGGGAUACAUCUUUUCCCUUGUGUGCAUGGUCAUUGCAUUAUUCAUCCUGAUGUUUUUCAAAAAGCUUCAUUGCACCAGAAACUAUAUCCACAUGAACCUAAUGUUAUCAUUCAUCGUUCGCUACGUGGCAGUCAUGGUUAAAGACAAAGUAAUAGAAGAUCAUUACGCCGUUGGUCGCCCCAAUCUUACCCAAAUGGAAAUGUCGCAAUAUUGUGACGAUGUGGCUGGAACUGAUGGACUAAUGGUCAGCUGUCGACUAGUAAUAACUUUAAUGCAUUAUGCCACCAUUGCCAAUUACUUUUGGUUGCUGGCCGAAGGUGUAUAUCUUCAGUUACUGCUAGUGUUUGUGAUGACGGAGUACAAAUACUUUCCAAUAUUUAUGGCAUUUGGAUGGGGAGCUACAUGGAUACCGAUUGGUAUAUGGAUUGCUUUUCGGAUAACGUUUGAAAAUGUUGGUUGCUGGGAAGUAAACAAUAUGAUACCUAUUUGGUGGAUACUACGAGCCCCAAUUCUCAUAUCAAUUGCUAUCAAUUUUAUAAUUUUCAUCAACAUUAUACGAAUGAUCGUAUCCAAGCUGAGCGCAAACAACAUGACGAGAUCGGAUUACAAAUAUCGGCUUGCUCGUUCCACACUUGCCCUUAUUCCUUUACUUGGCAUUCAUUACAUUGUAUUUAUGGGCGUCAGUGACUCGGUAACAGAUAACAGUGCCUUCAUUAAUACAAAGUUCGCAUUCGAGAUCAUACUGACGUCGUUGCAGGGGAGUAUUAUCGCCAUCUUAUAUUGUUUUCUUAACGGAGAAGUUCAAACCGAGAUUCGAAAAUGUUGGCGAAACUGGCGUUGGAGUCACAGAUUACCAGCAGCGUCGGGAAAGUUCUCUACAUAUCGUAGCGACGUCCAGAUGACGUCAAUUACUUACGCACAUUCCAUGGACAAAGGUGACGCACAUGAAACGUCACUGUUAUCGCCCAACAAUAAACAUGACCAUGUUGAUAAUAAGCGCAGCUCUACCGCUAGCUGUGUCAGUGAUCAGCAAACGAAGAUAGGCGAUUCUUCAAGGUUGAUGUGUAACGGGAACGGUUCACCGAGUAAACAACUAGUUGUGUAAAGUGUAUCUUUAUUCACCUUUAUAUUCAAGUUUUCAGUUGAUAAAAAUAUCAACUUAUGUUCUGUUUCACAACAAAGUUGUUAAUUGUUGCAAUUCCCGAAUAACGAACGGGACUAUAUCCCACAAGUUCCAACAACUUACAUUCUCUUUUUAUUACUUUUUUUGUUUACGAAUUCACACCAGCCAUGCGUACGUUUUUACUAGUAUAUAAAAUAAUGUCGAAUUGUACAUGCCACUUUAAGAUAUUUUAUUAUUAAAAGUGUUAAGUUGAAAUUUAAGAUACAAGAGGGUGGGUGAAAGCGUGACACCUUUAGCACAUAACAUUCAAACAUCCUGAUCGUGUUUUAAACAAUCAACAACGGUCUAUGAAAGACGUGAGAAUACGGUUUUAUUAUUAUUCUUUGAAGGUUCUUUGUUUGCUACCGAACGGAACAAAAAUAUUCUAUCUUGCCUCACCCUAUAUUGUAUAGUAGGGUGGAGGAAGAUGAUACAUCUUUUCAUUAAUUUUCUUGUCCCAUUUGGUAUAGUAAACAAAAUGAAUUCAAAGAAAUAUAAAACCGUAUUCUUUACGACUCCAAUAGACCGUUGUUAAUUGUUUUAAACACGAUCAAUAUAUUUGGACAUUAUUUGCUAAAGGUGUCCCAUAUUACCUCACCCUACUAUAUAACAACUCAUAGACAUUUUGACAUCGUUGUAAAAACAUUCUUGCCCAAAUACACGGGAUAUUUAAAUAACCAUGAGCUCUUUGUACAUUGUAUAUAAUACUGUUUUGCCGUUUUGCAUGUUGUUAAUUUAAGAUAUGACAAAUUAUUUUUGUUGUUGUGUUCAUUGGACUUACAUGCGCUUGCAUGUUGAGCAGAGUUCGUUAUCGAAAACCGCUUAUACAGUCCGCCCCGUAUCUGUACACGUAUUAUAUUUAUCUCUGCACCCUCAACAAUGCAUAGAUGAUGCAUUUCAGAUUUGAUCAUUUCACCUAGUGUCUGAUAUUGAAAAUAUAACUUCAAAGUUAA
Messenger RNA from Ciona intestinalis (vase tunicate), 2858 nucleotides. RefSeq names its product glucagon-like peptide 1 receptor. Gene Ontology annotation, molecular function: G protein-coupled peptide receptor activity; peptide hormone binding. NCBI's taxonomy places the organism in Eukaryota, Metazoa, Chordata, Ascidiacea, Phlebobranchia, Cionidae. Gene Ontology annotation, biological process: adenylate cyclase-modulating G protein-coupled receptor signaling pathway; cell surface receptor signaling pathway. Gene Ontology annotation, cellular component: plasma membrane. The record is from RefSeq and is a predicted model, not a curated record.